Molecule: messenger RNA, 1765 nt
Organism: Acanthochromis polyacanthus (spiny chromis)
Lineage: Eukaryota; Metazoa; Chordata; Actinopteri; Pomacentridae
Gene: ube2na
Product: ubiquitin-conjugating enzyme E2Na
Exons: 4
Coding region: 97-561 (154 amino acids)
Biological process (GO): protein K63-linked ubiquitination; DNA damage tolerance
Cellular component (GO): nucleus
Molecular function (GO): ubiquitin conjugating enzyme activity
Source: RefSeq, a predicted model, not a curated record
UAUCGUGACGUACAGAACCCGGAAGACGUGUGUUUGCUGUCAAUGCCAUCGACAGAGAGGAGGCACAGAGAGCUAAAAGCCCGCAUUUAAGACAAGAUGGCAGGACUGCCCCGCAGGAUCAUUAAGGAAACCCAGCGCUUGCUUGCAGAGCCCGUCCCAGGCAUCAAGGCAGAGCCAGACGAAGGCAAUGCUCGCUACUUUCAUGUAGUCAUUGCUGGACCCCAGGACUCACCUUUUGAGGGAGGCACAUUUAAACUUGAACUCUUUUUACCAGAGGAAUAUCCCAUGGCAGCUCCUAAAGUACGCUUCAUGACCAAAAUAUAUCAUCCCAAUGUGGACAAGCUGGGGAGAAUAUGCCUCGACAUUUUGAAAGAUAAAUGGUCGCCAGCUCUGCAGAUUCGCACAGUGCUGCUAUCAAUCCAGGCUUUACUAAGUGCACCCAACCCCGAUGACCCCCUAGCAAAUGAUGUUGCAGAGAAGUGGAAGUCCAGUGAAGCUGAAGCCAUAGAAACAGCCAAGACAUGGACCAGGCUUUAUGCUGGAAACAAAAAUGAAGUGUAAAUCAGCCUCACAAGUGGAGACACAAGUGCAAGUCAAGUGUGUGAACACAACUCAUGUGCUGCCAAGACCUCCUCCUGCUUCAUUCACAUUUAAAGGACACAGUCUUUUAUAUAUAUAUAUAUAUAUGUAAGUGUGUAAAGAAUAUAUAUAUAAACAACUGCUGACAUUUGGUGAUUUAAAUGCACACUAGUAAAAACAUUUAAUUGUCUUCGUCCUAACUCACUACUAUUCAGCUGCAUGGGCAGAGGUUGUAGAUCUACUCGCCUGGCUUUCUUUGUCCACUGGGGGGGGGUUGUAAAGGUGAGGGUAAAGGUGACUUAUAUGCCACAUUUUCAUGGGAAUGUGUGUUUGAAGGGGGAGGCAGAGCAGCGGAAUAUGAGACGGGGAUGCGAGAUCUGCUAGAUGUGGUCAAUAUGAUAUACUUUUUUAUGUUUGUUUUAACUUUGUUUUGUCGUGUCGCUGUUUGUUUAUUAAAAGCAGCUAACUACUACUAGCCCACUGUAUGUAGACACUCACCCGGCGAGGGCUUUGUCCCGCAGGACGCAUGUACAAUCAUCGCCCUGCUUUUUCUUUAAGUCGCAUCUGGCUUCACUGAAUACAAAGUGAUAUGACUAAAAUCCAAACUGAGCCUGCCUCUGUCAUGUUUGCUUACUUCAACCACUCUCUGUGUAGACUUGGAUGUACUGUGGACGGCGUGAGAGACUGCGGUGGACAUUGUGGACCUUUCCUUAGUUUUUAGCACAUGUGUUAUUACCAUAUCUUGUCUUUUUAUAUGUGAACCUCUCCUGCUAUUGCCAUACUAACUACUCUUGCUUUCCCCCUCCUUACAUCAUCACACUCUAAUCCUACGAGACUCGGUGGUUUACCUGCUGCCAACGGCGUUUAUUUCACAAAGCAGAUGUUACAUUUGAGCCGUCAUUCGUUUGAUGAUGUGAAUGGGAACUGGGGGGGUUGGAGGGACCGAUGUGUGUGAGAAGAGAUGCUGGAUUGUCAAGGGAUCAAACUCCAAAAGAUCAGUGAUGGCUUUGACUCUCGCCUGAUGUGAUUAGUGUUUGGCUGAAAAAAAGUCUGUAUUCAGUUCUCUGUGUAUAAAUUCAUUCUUUAUUGAUCUGGAGAGGAAAUGUUUUUCCUGCUCUCAGAAUGCUAUGAAACAGUCCACCUGCAUACUUUCAUGUUCUGUAAAUAAAUUCUGUUGAUUAAUAAA